Messenger RNA from Xylona heveae TC161, 4155 nucleotides. RefSeq lists its product as hypothetical. Gene Ontology annotation, molecular function: structural constituent of nuclear pore. The coding region runs from base 277 to 3801 and encodes 1174 amino acids. Lineage: Eukaryota; Fungi; Ascomycota; Xylonomycetes; Xylonales; Xylonaceae. The record is from RefSeq and is a predicted model, not a curated record. The transcript has 3 exons. Gene Ontology annotation, biological process: mRNA export from nucleus; protein import into nucleus; positive regulation of DNA-templated transcription. Gene Ontology annotation, cellular component: nuclear pore outer ring.
CUUCUGUGCUCGAAUUCCUUACGCCAUCAGCACUCUCACGAGCUGCGAAUCUUCGGAAAUUAGAAGAAGAGCUAGGUUUUUUUUCGAACGUCGCGUGGAAAGUGACAGAUGCUCGUUCUUCGUGGAUUCAUGCUUUGAUCAAUUUUCCUCACAACACCCCACGACGCUGCGCGUGUAAAUACACGAGCUUUUCGAAUCCGCAUUUACGAUUCCCUUUGUGGUCUUUUCAACUCCACACUUCUCACCUGAUACGCGUUGCAUUCACUUCCUGAAAAUAUGUCAUUUGGAUUUACGGACCCUACUGAUUCGCCGUUUACUCCUGGCCGCCUUCCGCGCCAAUGGGACGAUUCAUUUGGCGUUGGCUCGAACCCUUCUACGACCCCGGCCGGAGCUCCGCCUUCGUCAGCACCCUCAUUUACACCCUCUGGACCUCCUCCAACAUCGUCUAUGCUUGGCAGCCCGCAGCCUGGAUCAGCUUUAUUCUCAUCGAGAGCGGCAUCUCGCACCUCGCCGCGCUUUAAUUUCGGAAGCCCAAUGUUCAAACCCAAAGGCCAAUUUCCCAAUUCGGGGCAGCAGGGCGCCCAUGCGCAUCCAUUUGGCUUUCCAGGUCCUGCUGUCCCAAACAGCAAUCCUGUUUUUGGGUAUGCGAGUGACGGUGAUGACGAAGACGAGUCAAUGAUGGACGACCCGGAAGCUAGUGUGGACGCCGGAGACGAGCGGGAUAUUCCUAUGGCCGGUGAUGAAAUGGAUAACAUGGCAGAUGGCAGCGUUAUGUCGCCUGCGUCAAAUUCAAGUCGGCUCAGAUCAGCGGGUGGAUUUGGUUCGUCGAUUCAGAGCAACAGCACUCCGAGGGGCACAAAGCGAGCUCACGCCGAGUUGUCGCGCCGAUCUCCUUCUGUGCGACUCCGCAACGAGUCGGCUCUCCCUGGCAUUUCAAAGGACCUUGCUUCAAAGGCCGAGAAGAUUCCUGUCUACGAGCCAGAUGAGAUGAUCCUGCGCACGGAAGGGUUGAUUAACGACCUCGUCAAUGAACAGCCGGCUGAAGGAGAAGACGAAUCCGCUUUCAUUGCUGCUCUGGCUUCUACUCCGCAGGACUUGCUAAAGAGUUGGCAAUAUUUUUCGGAGAAGAGCCUGAGGGAGGCAGGGGAGCUAGAAACUGAUGUAAUCACUAUUGGCCCAGGAGAAGACGCUCCUCCCCUGACCAAGGCCAAUUUCAUUGCAACCCUUUUACUGCGCCUGCAACAUCCUCCGACUACCCAAGCAAGCAUGUCUUUGAGUGGCUCGCGCUCAGGCUGGGCGUCAAGCUUUAAUGAGUACGGAAACUCAGUGGCUUCUGGCUCGCCCUGGCCAAUUCCAAAGGUCCUACUCGACUGGUUGAAUACACAUCACGAUCCAUAUGAGGGUUUGGGACGCGACGUCCAAAUUCAUCACCCAAAUGCCACCGCCCACCCUAAUUAUUGGGACAUUAUAUAUUCGUCUGCUCUGCGAGGAAAGCUGACGGAUGUAAUUCGGAUAUUCAAGGAGUCUGAUUUUAGACAUGCUCGUACAGCGCUUGAAGACGGGCGUGACGAGCCUGGCUACCAAGGUAUCCAACUCGGUAAUAUUCAGCGUGUCAUUAAUCGAGCUGUGCAAAUUCUCGAAAUGUGCCCAGCCGUGCAAAGUGGAGACUGGGAUAUCCUCACCAAUGACUGGCUUCUCUUUAGAAGAAGAGUGGAGCAAGGGCUCUCUGAUUUGGCUACCUUUGCGGAAGGAGGAGAUAAAGAUGCGGAAGAAAUUGAUAAACCAUUUAUGGCGAAGAAUUUUGGUCUACCGAAUAUUCCGCGCCAGAGGUCACUUAGUCAAGCUUCCCGUAGAGCUGAGAGCAAAGUUCCCUGGACAGUAUAUCAAAAUCUCAAGGCGAUGUACCGUAUCUUCCUGGGUGGUGAAACUGAAAUCAUCUCUUUCUCGCAGGAUUGGGUGGAGGCAGCAAUUGGGCUCACUGUGUGGUGGAAUGGAGAGGAUUCGGAUGUGUCUGAUGGCAGCUUGGCCGGGAGCCGACAAUCUCCUAUCCGUGCCAUUGCACGAGCCCAGCUUCCAGCGGAUGAAAUUGCGAAUGAGGACUACCUGAAUAGGUUGGCAUAUGCCUUUGCUCGUGCAACGGACGAACGAGAUUCGAAUACCUUCCAAAUUGACUCUCUUUCACCGAUUGAGGUUGCAUUGGGCAGUAUCUUUGAGGGAAACAAUGAGGGCGCCAUCGGAAUAGUACGCAGCUGGUCGUUGGUGAUCACCGCAGCAAUAGUUGAAGUUGGCAGCUAUGGUGGCUGGCUUCAAUUGCCGGGCGAGAGCAAUGCUCGUGAUAUAUUCAGCGAAAGCGACCUCAUGGUAUUGAGCUACGGCAUGGAGAAGGAUCAAAUGCAGCGAGACCAGAUUCUUUCUCAGUAUGCGGAGGGUUUGUUUCAAAGGAGAUCGCUCCGUGCGCAGAACUCGAAGCUUGUCAGAGAGGGAUGGGAACUUUCUGUGGAAGUGCUUUCUCGAUUGGAUGAUUUUGACCUGGCGACUAACAAAAUUGACGAAUUGCUAAAUAAGUUGGAGCUCGAUUCUGGCCGCAAGGUUGAUAAUAUUCUCUCUCUGUGCGACGAGCUUGAUAUUUCUGCCCAAGGCCGAAGAAUCUCCGAGAAAUACGCCGACUCCUUGGCGGAAAAUACUUUCAACUAUGGCGAUGCGCUGCUGUUCUACGCUAGAGCACAUAACCAACGCAAGAUUAAGGACGUGCUUGACCUUCUCAUCUCGCUUUGCCUUGUUCAAUCAAUGGCAUACCCCCCAGAGACAGAAUUGGACCAGACGCUUGCAGACCUUAUCACUUCACCCCAAGCGUCUCUUAUCGACUUGUCUCGUAUCGAUUUCAAGGCUGCCCAGCUUCUUCAAACAUGCCUUAGCGGAUACGCUACGCUACGGAGAUUUUACGAUGUUCGAGACCAGACUAUCAAAUCGUCCCACACGGAUACGGACAAUGGCAAACAAAAAAAGGCAUCGCUGGCUCACCUUGGCCCCGUUGCACGCAAACGAGAAGCUGCUGCAAAGCUCGUCGCCAUCAUAAACAGCGCCAGCGACAGCAUCAGCGGUGGCCUAGUUGACGAGUCGAAUGGAUCCAUAGUCCAGGUGGAUGGUCUCCUCGCUCUGCUCGGUGAAGCCCUUGUCUUUGUCAAUCAACCCAAGCGUAUCCUCUCACUCCAACAAACAUUUUCCAUCCUCAAAGCAAUCGAAGAUAUCCAAACCGUCACGCCGCGGAUCUACGACCAGUGCGAAGAGUUUCUCCAAUCUACAAUUCUCCAAGCCCGUGAAUCCUCCUCUUCAUCAGGCCGCUCAUCUUCUGCCCGCAUCCCAGACCCGCGUAGCAUCCUCCGCAAAUCCAUCAAUCUUUCCUCCUCCAUGAUGAGCGCCUCCACAACUUCCACUUUCGGUCACGGCAGUUCCCUCAGCUACUCGCUCAUUGGUAGCGCCAUGCUUGAUAAAGAUGGUCAUGCGAGCGACCAUGAUGAUGAUGGCGAGAAUGACAGUGCAGCGAGUGGUAGUGGGGUUCUCGUGCCGCCGGGCCUAUCCGAGUCCAAGACCCAGCGUGGCUGGGACUGGAGAGUCGGUCUUCUUCGACGUGGUCCUCAUGGUGCAGAGCCCGCAGAAGUGUCGGGACAGGAUGUCCUGCGCAUCUUGAGAGUGGGCCUGGCCAAAGAGCUGGCCAGAGGAUGGGUGGUUAGUGAAGAUGUCGGCGGCUUUAGCACUGGCGCUGUCGGCCUCGGUACCGGGACUGGUGUAGGGGUUUUAUAAUUCUAAUGCUCCUUUUCAUCUAUUUUCCGCCUCAUGUUCAUUCUUUUCAAUUCCCGUGUUAUCUUCUCCAAAACUAUUCCCCCGCUUUCCAAUCUUGCGGAAUCUGUUAUUGCUGGCCUUAAUUGCUGCUAGUACCGUCUCCUACACCUGCCGAUGUUGCUUUCCCGGCUUUUAACUCCCACUUUGCUUUUUCAAUUUCUAUCCACAAUGUCUUGGAGUCGGCGCGUAUUUGAGCAUAUUCAAGAGCAUUCCCUUCUAUGCAAUUUCUCUAUUUGUGUCGUUUUAUCACCUUUCUUCAGAGGGCAAUAGAAUAAAAAUGGGAUCUAUUAUGAAACCCUGUUCUCUGCAAGCCGC